Molecule: messenger RNA, 2566 nt
Organism: Hevea brasiliensis (rubber tree)
Lineage: Eukaryota; Viridiplantae; Streptophyta; Magnoliopsida; Malpighiales; Euphorbiaceae
Product: probable protein phosphatase 2C 62
Exons: 10
Coding region: 107-2377 (756 amino acids)
Source: RefSeq, a predicted model, not a curated record
UCAAGAGUAAUGACCUUCACCACUUGCUCUGUGAUUCUCUCUCUCUAGCUAAACUCCAUCAUCUUCCACUGCCCCUGCUCGCUGUAAAACUAAAAGCAGAGCUUUAAUGGCUGAUGCUGUUAUUGCUAGGUCUUUAAGCUUCUGUUCUUGCUUCCACCCUUUUUUUCUUUCUCCUAAACCCAUUCUCUUGCCUUCUCUUCCAACUGCUUCCAAACGCACUUCUUCUUCCAAGAUCCUUUCCUCUCAAAAGUCUUCUUCUUCUUCUUCUUCUUCCUUCCACGACGCCGUUUCUGGGGAUUACGGCAUUGUUUCUACCUCUGAGCACUCAGACGGUAGCGUUUCUGAGGGUUUCGGCAUCGUUUCUAUAUCUGAGCAUUCGGAUGGAAGUGUACUCUUCCGGUUUGGAGAGAUUUCGAAGAAUGUUCAAAUGGGGAAAGAGGAAAUUGUUGUUGAUGAUUGUGUUGAUGAAUUUGAGUUAGGCGGAGAAGGUUCUGAUACUGAUCAUACAAAUGGAAUGAGUGAAGAAUUGUUGGAGGAUUCUAUCUUAGAUGGUGAAUCAAGUGAUGGGAAUAAUGUCAAUGUCCUUGAGAUGAUCAACUUUAAGAUUUUAACUCCUCCGGCUAAUCAAUCCGAGCUUGAUGGUGUUGUAGAAGUAGAAACUAUUGGUAGGAAUAGUAACGUUACUAGUUCAGCUAUUGAUUCGGAGCUGGACAUUGUUUUUUCUGAGGAGGAAGUUUCCCAAGAGGAUAGUAUUAGUGAAGGUGAAAUUGUUAGUGAAUUGGUUGAGUCUGAUGUUGAAGUACCCAAUAACGUUGCAUUGCAAGCUGAAACCAAAGAGAAUAACGAGGUCCAAGUUAUGCAUCUCUCUUCAGGUAGACAGGAACAUAGCAUGCAGCAGCACACGGAGGCAAACAAGAUGACUGUUCAUGAAGGUUCCAGUCGUGAUAUCGUUGAAGUACUGCCCGAUUCGGCUUCCUUUGAGGCCAAAAUCAUUCUCGAUGACGAACCAACCUGUGAUGCAGUGGAUGAGGAACCAACUCAUAUGGCAGUGAAUGAGGAACCGACCCAUAUCGCAGUGGAUGAGGAACCAACUCCUAAGGCAGUGAAUGAGGAACCAACCCAUAUUGCAGUGGAUGAGGAACUAACUCAUAAGGCAGUGGAUGAGGAAACAACUCGUAAUGCAGUGGAUGACGAGCCAAUUCGUAAUGCAGUGGAUGAGGAACCUGCACAGCUUGUAGUGGAUGAGGAACCAACUCAUAAGGCGGUGGAUGGCAAACCUACUAGUAAUGUAGCGGAUGAGGAACCAACUAGUAUUCAAAUGCAUAAGGAAUCAACUCAUAAUACAGUGGAUGAGGAAUCAACCCAUAUUGCAAUUGAUGAGGAACCAACUCCUAAGGCAGUGGACGAGGAACGAACUCGUGUUGCAGUGGAUGAGGAAACUAUUAACGUUGAAGUAGUUGAGAGCUCAAAGAUGUUAGAAGGCAAUCUGCCUUCCUCAAAUUGGGUUGAAGAGAUAGCUGGAGGAGAUUACAGCAGUAAUAAUGCAGAUAUGGCAGUUCCUCACGUAGAAGAAUCGCAAAUGAGAGUAGCUACUUUGCCUAUGGAGGAAAUCUCUAUGUCGGGAUUUUUCAUGUUUUGUGGUGCUGCAUCACUGCCACAUCCCUCUAAGGCAUUGACAGGUGGAGAGGAUGCAUAUUUUGUUGAUAAAAACUGGCUCGGUAUUGCUGAUGGAGUCGGACAGUGGUCACUUGAAGGAACUAAUGCUGGACUAUAUGCCCAAGAGUUGAUAAAUAACUGUGGGAAAAUUGUGGUUGAUAGCAAAAGCACCCUAAUAACUAACCCGGUGCAAGUUCUUGAUAAAGCUGCCAUGGAAACAAAAUCUCUCGGAUCAUCCACAGCUUUGGUUGCUUAUUUUGAUGGUCAGGCUUUACAUGUGGCUAAUAUUGGAGAUUCAGGAUUUCUCAUUAUAAGAAAUGGCACUGUUUUUAAGAAGUCUUCUCCAAUGGUGCAUGAGUUCAACUUUCCAUUACAGAUAGAGAAGGGGGACAAUCCCUCUGAACUUGUGGAGGAAUAUAAAAUUGAUCUGCAUGAGGGUGACAUUGUCAUCAUUGCUACAGAUGGCCUUUUUGACAAUCUAUACAAUCAAGAAAUAGCUUCAAUCAUCUCCAAAUCACUGGAAGCUAGUUUGAAGCUGCAGGAAAUAGCAGAAUUGUUAGCCGUGAGUGCUCAAGAAGUGGGGCAGUCAUCAUCCAUAAGAAGUCCAUUCGCCGAUGCAGCCCAAGCUGCUGGUUAUGUGGGAUAUACCGGCGGCAAGCUUGAUGAUGUAACUGUCAUUUUAUCAUUAGUGCAGAAAAGAUCCACCUCUACUGUGCAAUAGGUUUCCUUCUUUACACUGUUACAGUCCUUGUAUAUGCUUAAAAUAUUUCUCUUUUUGUCUUUUUUCUUUUUUUUGGUGCUAGUUCGAUUACUUAUUUAUCGAACUAGCUCGUGUUAAGAAAAGACUUGAUUCUUUUUGUAAUGCUAAUAUGGUUAAAUUUCAUAGAUUCACAUUGGCCUAUCAUCGGUU